Silurus meridionalis is the source of this 872-nucleotide messenger RNA. Its product is annotated as phospholipase A and acyltransferase 4-like. The transcript has 4 exons. Gene Ontology annotation, biological process: N-acylphosphatidylethanolamine metabolic process. Lineage: Eukaryota; Metazoa; Chordata; Actinopteri; Siluriformes; Siluridae. The record is from RefSeq and is a predicted model, not a curated record. Gene Ontology annotation, cellular component: cytoplasm. Gene Ontology annotation, molecular function: A2-type glycerophospholipase activity; glycerophospholipid phospholipase A1 activity. Bases 97 to 615 code for a protein of 172 amino acids.
CUGUGAUUUCUCUGGUUCAACCUGCUCAUCAGGCUUGGGUCAAGAUUUUUUAUUUCAUUCUCAUGACUUGAGGAAAAAACAACAGCAACAGGAGCGAUGGACUACAAAACUCAGGCUGCUGAAGUUGAAGCCUCCGCCAACUUUGGAGACCUAAUUGAAUUUGUCUAUCCGAUUGGCUACUCCCACUGGGGCGUCUGCGAUGGAGAUGGAUACGUCAUUCACUUUGCAGUGGCAGAUGAGACACAGAUAAUGAACACGUUCCGUGGUUACCUGCAGACCAUUUUCCCAGUCUGCGGUGAUCUACUGCUAGGAGAGACACGGAUCCGCCGCCAACGUAUCUCGGAAGUCAAUGUUCCUAAAGGAGCACGCGUAAUGGUGAGCAACUCUGAGCAUACAUUCACACCCUCAGAGCCAUGGGAUAUGAAGCGACGGAGUGACUCACUGCUGGACAAAAAAUUUCCUUACAAACUGUUCACUCAGAACUGUGAACACUUCGCCACCUUUGUACGCUACGGAAAAGCUGUGUGCAACCAGAUUCCAGGAAAAGCAAAAAACAAGGAAUGUGAGGAAGCGACCAAAGUGUUUGCAGAUAUCGUGUGGAGAGAGACUUCAUGACCUGUGACAGUCAUGGAAAAUAUUUAACCAGAACAAUCCACCUGCUGUUAACAUGUGUUUCCUGCAUUAACACACCCACUGCACCUCCAUCACUCAUUAAAUCACCUGAAUUAAUACCUGCCAGACUGUAGGCUAGAAGGGAGUAGAGGGUAAAAGUACAUAUUUCUAAGCCUAUAUAUGUAUUGUUUUGGUUUCUCAAUUAUUACUAUUUAUUUAUAUGUGUGUGGGUAUGUUUAUAAUAAAAAAAUAAUCACUGA